ACUGAGUUCCGUGCGCAUCGCGAUGUAUUACUACUGCUUUGAACCUGGCCCAGACCGGCCGAUCAGUUUUAUCAGCAAGUUAUUCUUUGUUUGGAGGCGAUAACAGUGUUUUGAAUUUAGAUAAUUUAGCCUUCCAGAAUGAUACCGAAAUCAAGAAUUGCAUCGUUGAUGCGAACCGUUGCCAAUGGGUCUUGCGGUUGUCCCGCCCACUCCAGGUCAUCAACAGGAUCGUCGAACAUUUCCACCGAAAAGGAGUAUGCCUUUGAGAUGUCCUCCUCAACCAUCCGGUACGGCCCGGGGGUCACCAAAGAGCUUGGCCAUGACCUGCAAAACUUGAACGUCAAACGCGCCUGCAUCGUAACGGACAAGAACGUGCUGAAGCUGCCCUCGGUACAGGUCGCGUUCGAUUCGCUAGCCCGUGCUGGUAUCCAGUUCGAGGUGUACGACGAGACCCGGGUUGAACCCACGGACGGUAGCUUGAUCCGGGCGGCUGAAUACGCUCGCAAACACGAUUUUGAUGGGUUCGUUGCCAUCGGGGGUGGUUCCGUCAUUGAUACGUGCAAAGCGGCCAAUCUGUUCAGCGCCGAUCGCGAGGCGGAGUUUCUGGACUACGUAAAUGCUCCAAUUGGGAAGGCGAAAGAAGUUAGCGUCAAGUUGAAACCGCUGAUCGCGGUGCCUACCACGGCGGGGACCGGCUCCGAAACUACCGGAGUGGCGAUCUUCGACUACAAAGAACUGCACGCCAAGACGGGAAUAUCCAGUAAGUUUCUAAGACCCACGUUGGGCCUGGUAGACCCACUGCAUACCCUGUCCCAACCGGAGAAAGUCGCCGCGUAUUGCGGGUUCGACGUGUUCUGCCACGCCCUGGAAAGCUUCACGGCGGUUCAGUACACCGAACGUGGACCGGCUCCGAGUAAUCCAAAGCUUCGACCUCCCUACCAGGGCAGCAACCCGAUAUCGGACGUUUGGGCACGGUUUGCGCUCAAGAUCAUCCGCGAUCACUUCCGGUCGGCGGUGUUCAACGCGGAUGACUUCAAGGCUCGAUCGAGCAUGCACUUGGCUUCGACUAUGGCUGGAGUCGGUUUUGGGAAUGCUGGAGUUCAUCUGUGCCACGGACUGUCCUAUCCGAUUUCGGGCUGUGUGAAAAAGUUUGUUCCCCGUGGGUACGACGCGGAUCAUCCGAUCAUUCCGCACGGACUGUCGGUGGUCAUGACGGCACCGGCCGUGUUCCAGUUCACCGGAGGGUCCUGCCCGGAUCGGCACUUGGAAGCGGCAGAGAUUCUUGGAGCCGAUGUCUCAAAAGCCAAACGAGAGGAUGCUGGAGCGAUCCUGGCGGAUGUCGUGAGAAAGUACAUGUACGAUCUGAAGGUGGAGAACGGAUUGACGGCGCUCGGCUUCGAAAGGUUGGACAUUCCAGCUUUGGUUGAAGGAACGCUGCCACAGGAACGUAUUACGAAACUAGCUCCGCGAGCUCAGACGAAGGAAGAUUUGACAGAGCUGUUUGAAAAUUCAAUGACGAUCUAUUGAGAUAUUAUUAUUUACUUUAAAGUUGUUUAUUUUUUAAUAAAUUUCAUUCAAUA
This is a messenger RNA of Culex pipiens pallens (northern house mosquito), 1580 nucleotides long. RefSeq names its product probable hydroxyacid-oxoacid transhydrogenase, mitochondrial (gene T3dh). Gene Ontology annotation, cellular component: mitochondrion. Lineage: Eukaryota; Metazoa; Arthropoda; Insecta; Diptera; Culicidae. The coding region runs from base 139 to 1527 and encodes 462 amino acids. Gene Ontology annotation, molecular function: metal ion binding; alcohol dehydrogenase (NAD+) activity. The record is from RefSeq and is a predicted model, not a curated record. The transcript has 4 exons.